Messenger RNA from Owenia fusiformis, 1047 nucleotides. The record is from the annotation of a GenBank genome assembly. Lineage: Eukaryota; Metazoa; Annelida; Polychaeta; Sabellida; Oweniidae.
UCUGUGGGCUUUAUUCAUUCAGUUUACAGUAGGUCCUGGGUAAAAACUUUCCAGUAUAGGUAUAUAAACGAUUAGCCGUGACCUGAGGGAUUAGGGAAGUCUCAGGUAGUUGGAGAAUCUAUGGAACAUUUAGAUAAUGAACUAAAGUAUACCAAUCUGUAGCAUCAAUCAGAGCACAAAAGAUGAUUGGUGGAAUGAAACUUUGCCUAGUUGCAUUGACAACAAUAUUGAUGAUCAAUGAAAUUAGUGGAAACUUAGAGAUAACUAAAGUUUGUCCAGAAGGAGAAACCAAAGGAUCAUUCAGCUACAAUUUAACAAAUAACCUUAAUCGUGAGGUCAGGGUGUCUAUAAAAGAAAGUGUUGAUACUCUAGAAAACAAGGAGGUGCUGCUGAAUAACACCAAUCAAGUAACAAUUGAAGCUGGGGGCACAAAGACAGGGAGAACUACAAACAUUGAAAACAGUGGCCCAGGAAUGUUGACAUUUUACUACCGUGUCUCAGUAUCCGGUGAUCUUCAGUUUACUAAGCAUACCCCCUGUGUGUUAAAAAAGAAGCCUACUGAACAACCUGGAUCCGAUGGAUCUUUAAUUCAUGGGAGCUUGCUAUUGCUACUCAUAUCACUCCUAACCUUCAUGUUUUCCUAGAUUACACUGAGAAGUUAUGUUGUUUUUAAAGUUUCUCUCUAUUAUUAGAGUGUUAAGACUGCAACUCACUUGUUUAAGUAUGUCACAACAAGUUCAUCAUGUUCUGUCAGAUUAGCCAAAUAAUAGCUUCAUGGAGUCGAGUGCUCAGGUAAAACUUUUGUAAACAGAGAGCAUAAAUGAAAAAUGUAAAUACAUAACAUUAAUGUGGUUUGGAUUAUCUCCAUUACUUUCAACACCAAACAUCAGUGGAACAUACAGCAAAUCAAAUACUGUUGAGAAAUAAAAUAAAUCUAAAUCAAUCUUCUCUUCUCUAUUUUUAAUUACAGAUAUGGUCAAGAUAACUUUCAAAGUGAAUGCUCCAUUUAGAACCUUUUAAAGGUCAUGGUCCCAUUUACUAGUCCAG